Paraglomus brasilianum is the source of this 1353-nucleotide messenger RNA. Lineage: Eukaryota; Fungi; Glomeromycota; Glomeromycetes; Paraglomerales; Paraglomeraceae. The record is from the annotation of a GenBank genome assembly.
AUGGAGCACGUAAAAGCCCAACACUUGAUCGCAAUGACAAAACCUACUGCACUGCCUUCGUAUACAACGGAAACAAACUGUCGCAAACCAUAUACACCUAUUUACAGCUUAAAACAAAUCAUAUUCUUGCUAUUCACAACAUUUUGUCUAUUUGUUAUAACGCUAUGGUUGAGAGUUGGUGAAAACUUUCUGUUACUGGAGGAGACAUUUCCUUUGGAACGUCCAUUCCUUUCUGCAGACGUAGAUGGAUCUGCUAGACCAUUACCCACUCCAGGAAAGAGCUCGAUUGGAUCUCCGUCACAACUCUCAAACGAACUGCUCAAUUACCAACCAUCACCUAAUAAACUGAUAACGUAUCUACCUCAUUCGGGCGCAACAUAUCAGUUUUUGGAGAUCGUUCGAGCAUUAACACUUGCUGCAGCAUUGAACAGGACAUUGGUUAUACCACCGCUGCGACCAUCGGCGAAUGAAGGAAACGGUCAGAAAGCUGAACCAUCGAGUUGGGAUAGAUUUUUUGAUUUGAAAGCAUUCACAGAAAAGACAGGCAUUCCGUUGGUGGAAUGGGACGAUGUUUACGAAGAUCUUGUGCCUGAGAAGGAAAUGAGUUGUGUUGGUUUAACUGGACGACAUACGAAAACAUCAUCAUUACAUGCGGAUAAAUUCUACAAAGAACGUUACAAUAUGACAUUACAUUUUGAAGAGCGCGGAUUGGCCGACAAUCCAUCAGCACUUGCAAAAGCGCUCAAUGAGAUUGAUGACGACCUGAUCUGUUUAUCAGAUGCUUUCUAUCUUCGAUGGAGAUUAAAGGAACAAUGGGAAUUUAUUGGCAAAUACUUUCGAUAUUCUAAAGAACUAUCAAUUUUUGCUGACAGCAUAACUUAUGACAUGUUCGGAGUUACACCAUAUAUUGGAAUUCAUUUGCGAAGAGGCGACUUUAAAAAAAUAUGUAAGAGGAUAGUAAAUCCAAUAGCAAGGGAAAAUUGUUGGCCAACGUUCGAAACACUGCAGAAUACGGUAUCGCAUAUCAGACAACUAGCUGGCAUGAAUCUCCCAGUAUUCGUCGCAACCAAUUCGCAAAACGCUGCCGAAUUAAGGGCAAUCGAUGAGCUUGGAUGGAAAACGGUUGACCACAAACUGUAUAAUGUCGAAGAGAAAUUUGGCGUUUUUGGACGUUCGAUGGUAGAAGGUUCCAUUUUAACAAAAGCAUCAUGGGGCAUUGGAACAAGAGGAAGUACUUUUAGUAAAGUCGCAGAAAUGAGAAUGAAGGAUUGGUAUGGUGGAAUUAGUGUAAAACUAGUAGUAAAUACGGAAAAUCCUGGAGAUUUACUUCCUGAAGAUUCGACAAGUACAUAA